AUGUCGACUCAAGGCGGAACUGAGUCUCCUCCCCUCCAGGGCCGCGAGAACGACCCCAUGGGCCAGUCGGCGCCAGGGAAGGAAUCGCAUGCCAUGCCGGACGAGGAGCAGCGCGGUGCUGUGUUUGGCAAAGGCGAGAGCAAGUCGAGCGAGAGUGGCCAGGCGGGCGACGCUCAUCCCGGUGCAGGCAACAUCGAGCAGGCCGUCGAAAACGCCAAGCACGCUGCUACCAACCAGCCGGGCAAGUGA
Messenger RNA from Moesziomyces antarcticus, 249 nucleotides. RefSeq lists its product as uncharacterized. The transcript has 3 exons. Lineage: Eukaryota; Fungi; Basidiomycota; Ustilaginomycetes; Ustilaginales; Ustilaginaceae. The coding region runs from base 1 to 249 and encodes 82 amino acids. The record is from RefSeq and is a predicted model, not a curated record.